Owenia fusiformis is the source of this 916-nucleotide messenger RNA. Lineage: Eukaryota; Metazoa; Annelida; Polychaeta; Sabellida; Oweniidae. The record is from the annotation of a GenBank genome assembly.
UCCAUUUUGAAAAACCAAAGAGCGAAGUCAAAACCAAAGAACAACUUUGUCUUAUAACUUUGUCCCAUUGAGUUGUUUGAAUUAGAGAGUAUUUUGGAAUUGCAUGCUUUUACAAGUUAAGCUAUGCCUGGAGACCAUCCUUACCUACCAUCAUCCUUACAACUUCCUCACUAUGAGCCAAACACCAAGCCUUUACUAGAAAUACUUGGGAUCUUCUUUGCCAUAGUUACGCUUGUGCUGAUUGCAACAUGGUUGAUACUAGGCAAGAUGCAACAUGGGCGACUAGGAGUGCUACUGAAGAUAAAGCUGAUUUGGCUGGUUGUUAGUGGACUCAUUCACAUGGUUCUAGAGGGUUAUUUUAGUGUAUUUCACAGGACCUUGGCUGGAGAGCAGACUCUUCUUGCUCAGAUGUGGAAGGAGUAUGGACUUGGUGACAGCAGAUACAUUGCCAGUGAUAACUUCACAGUGUGCAUGGAGACAAUCACAGCAUUUAUAGAUGGACCCCUUUGCAUACUAACUACAGUUGCAUUCGUUAAAUCACAUCCUCUCCGCUACCCACUGCAGCUCACUGUAUCUCUUUGUCAACUCUAUGGCGAUGUCUUGUACUUCAUGACAAGUUAUUUUGAUGGGUUCAAACAUGGAGAGAUGUGGCAUCCAUUGUAUUUCUGGUUUUAUUUUGUAUUUCUCAACAGUAUAUGGAUAAUUAUCCCUGCAAUUUUAGUAGCAGAUGCAUUCAGGAACUUAAUGGUAGCACAAGAGAUUUUUGAUAAAAAGAACAAAAUUGAAUCAUUUGCACCAAAAUCUAGAAAUCCAAAGAAGAAAAAACAAUACUAGGUCUAUCCUAUAGUUUUCAAAUCUCAAUAGUUGGAUUUACACUAAAUUAAAAUCCCUGCGACGUCUUGGGUAAAACGUUUUA